UCCUUUUCCCUCCUGUUCCUUCCCUCAGCAGCAGCGGCGGCGGCAGCAGGAGCAGCAGGAGCAGCAGGAGCAGCAGCAGCAGCCGCCGCCGCCACCGCUGCCGCCGCCGCCGGCCGCCGACCCAGCAGCCAGGACUCUGGAGUCAGAGUAGGAUUGGAGGAUCAGAGCCUGAGAGGCAGCAGGAGUGGAGCUGGCCUAGGAGGGGAGCGGAGCCCUCCCAGGACCCUCGGGCGACCCCUGGCCAGCACUCCCAGGGCCAGACCUCCAGAGAGGCGAGACCCAGGACACCCAGCCCCAGGCCCUCAGCUCUCUCCAUCUGCCAGGCUCCUUGGGACCCGUUCCCCAGCCUCAGGAUGGCGUCCUCCCUGCUUGAGGAGGAAGCUCACUAUGGCUCCAGUCCCCUGGCCAUGCUGACGGCGGCGUGCAGCAAAUUUGGUGGCUCCAGCCCUCUGCGGGACUCAACGACUCUGGGCAAAGCAGGCACAAAGAAGCCAUACUCUGUGGGCAGUGACCUUUCGGCCCCCAAAACCAUGGGGGAUGCCUACCCAGCCCCCUUUUCAAGCACCAAUGGGCUCCUGUCACCUGCAGGCAGUCCUCCAGCGCCCACCUCGGGCUAUGCCAAUGACUACCCUCCCUUUUCCCACUCAUUCCCUGGGCCCACGGGCAGCCAGGACCCUGGGCUACUAGUGCCCAAGGGGCACAGCUCUUCUGACUGCCUGCCCAGUGUCUACACCUCCCUGGACAUGGCACACCCCUAUGGCUCCUGGUACAAGGCAGGCAUCCACGCAGGCAUCUCACCAGGCCCAGGCAACGCACCCACGCCUUGGUGGGACAUGCACCCUGGGGGCAACUGGCUAGGUGGAGGGCAAGGCCAGGGUGAUGGGCUGCAAGGGACACUGCCCACAGGCCCUGCUCAGCCUCCACUGAAUCCCCAGCUGCCCACCUACCCUUCCGACUUCGCCCCCCUCAAUCCAGCCCCCUACCCAGCUCCCCACCUCCUGCAGCCGGGACCCCAGCAUGUCUUGCCCCAAGAUGUCUAUAAACCCAAGGCGGUGGGCAACAGCGGGCAGCUGGAGGGUAGUGGUGGAGCCAAACCCCCUCGCGGUGCAGGCACAGGGGGCAGUGCUGGCUACGGGGGCAGUGGAGCCGGGCGCUCCUCCUGCGACUGCCCCAACUGCCAGGAGCUAGAGCGCCUGGGGGCGGCAGCGGCCGGGCUGCGGAAGAAGCCGAUCCACAGCUGCCACAUCCCCGGCUGCGGCAAGGUGUACGGCAAGGCGUCGCAUCUGAAGGCCCACUUGCGCUGGCACACGGGCGAGCGGCCCUUCGUCUGCAACUGGCUCUUCUGCGGCAAAAGGUUCACGCGUUCGGACGAGCUGGAGCGCCAUGUGCGCACUCAUACCCGGGAGAAGAAGUUCACCUGCCUGCUCUGCUCCAAGCGCUUUACCCGAAGCGACCACCUGAGCAAACACCAACGCACCCACGGCGAGCCGGGCCCAGGCCCCCCUCCCAGCGGCCCCAAGGAGCUGGGCGAGGGCCGCAGCGCCGCUGGGGAAGAGGAGGCCAGCCAGACGCCCCGACCUGCGGCCUCGCCGGCGCCCCCAGAGAAAGCCCCUGAAGGCAGCCCAGAUCAGAGUAACCUGCUGGAGAUCUGAGCCUGGUGGAGGUCUCCAGCCCCCCGGGCUGCCUUGCCAGCCCCUCCUGGCUCUGUGGACCACUGCUUGUCCCUCAUCUCCUCUGCUCCACGCAUGCUGCCCGUCAGGACUCUCUCUGCCUCUUCCCUGGCCCUUUUGGGCCUGGGGGUCUCCCUGCACGCUGCCUCAGCUCACUUCCUCCCCUUGCCCCGAGCCCAUUCCGCAGUUCCGCAAACUGCUCUCAGGCCCUCACCUCGUGCCUGACGGCUGCACUCUGGCUUCCGAAGCUCUUUCCCCAUCGCCACUCUUUCUCUCUCCUCUGCUCUGACCACACCAAGUCACCUUCCCUCCAUUUGGGCUCCCAACGGUUUCUUUCUCCAUCUCACGAACUCCUUAACCCGCAUCCUUUCUGUUUCCCAGGCUUAUUUACCACUCUCCCUUAGCUUCCAGGCUCCACUCUUCCCAACUUCGAAGUCCACUGCCUUCCAUGCUCCAGAGCGUUCUUCCUUUUUUCAAACACAAUGAUGAUGAUGAUGAUAAUUUAUUGCCCCCUGGUGGCCUCUUCAUUAGGGACCAGAGUUGGGGGAUUGGGGUAAGUGACCUGGCAGGGAGCAGGGUGCCAAGAGGGGGGCAGACCAGUGGGGAUCUGAUCCCAAAGAUGGGGUGACCCCAGGGUCAGGGAGGCUGCCCCCAGGCCUGUAUAUUUAACCCCUAUAUUCCAAGAGAAAUGAAUAGUAAUAAUAAUAAUUCUAUUUAUCAUAAGUUAUGAUGACAGGUCAGGUAGAGUGAGCUGGGGAGGGAAGGGGGUCCAUUUCUGCUAUGGAAAUUUUAACCAAAUGCAUCUCUGUCUAGAAAAAGUGAUAGUGGAGAUCCUGUUAAUGGCAUUUCUAUCUUCAGGGUCUCAGUUAAUGGUGUUUCUCUUAAUGGAAUCUCUGCUAAUAGGUUUGAUUAGCUAGAUCUCUGUUAAAGAGUUGAUGGGGUAUCUCCCACUUAAGGGAUCCCUAAAUAUUUCCAGCCCCGGCCAGAAGCUGUGAAACCUCAAGUCCUAUGGAGGGGAGGACUGGAAUGUACCCCAGCUCCCUUGACCCCAGAGCAGGUUCUUCCACUGCCCCUCCCCUGACACCAUGACCCCAUCAGGCUAAUCCCUCGUUGCCAUGGUAACGGAGAGCUUGCCGCUGCCAUUUUAGAAAUGCUCUUUGGGGAAGCCCACCUAACCGGAGGAGGACAUUGGCUUGGAGGUUCCUCUCCCGAAGAAUAGGUGGGGAAGGCUCUCUCUGGGAUCAGGUCAAGUAAAUCAAGUAUUUAUUGAGCGCCUACUCUGUGCAAGGCACUGUGUUAGGCUGGUGCCUAGAAGCCAUGAGAAAGAAGAAUUUAGUCAGCUAGAGGUCCCCAAGCUGACUUGGGGGUGCGUCCACAGGCCCCCAACCUGGGACUUCUGAUGCUUCCAACUCCACCUCCAGUGACUUUUAAAGCCGCUUCGUGCCUUUGAAUGCCUUUCCUGUGACUUUGGAUCCUCCUUUUCUAUCUCUUCCUCCCUCAAGGCCCCAAGUUAAAGGGUUAAAGCCGCUGGAGCUUGGGGAGAGGGUAAAGUGGUGGAAGGGAAGGGAUCAUGCCCUCAUGGAGUCUUUUUUUGUUUUAUUUAAUAAAUAAAAGUUCGAUUUUAAAUUUUAA
Molecule: messenger RNA, 3302 nt
Organism: Phacochoerus africanus (Common warthog)
Lineage: Eukaryota; Metazoa; Chordata; Mammalia; Artiodactyla; Suidae
Gene: SP7
Product: Sp7 transcription factor
Exons: 3
Coding region: 354-1652 (432 amino acids)
Biological process (GO): regulation of transcription by RNA polymerase II
Molecular function (GO): RNA polymerase II cis-regulatory region sequence-specific DNA binding; DNA-binding transcription factor activity, RNA polymerase II-specific
Source: RefSeq, a predicted model, not a curated record